UGUCAUCGUGUGAAAAUGUCUAAAGUCCAAAUUCUGAGAGCGUUACUGAAGCAGCGACUACCUGCAGAUGAUGACGAAGAGAUAUUUGAGCUGUUUGAAAGAACAACAGCAGAAUACGAGGAGGAACUUGGUGGAUUAAAAGAGGAGAACGAACGACAAAGAAAACUACUGGAUGCUGCUUUUAACUCUGACGACAAAACAGAUGUGCAGCAGCUGUUGGUAAAAGAAACAGAGGUUCCCACGGAGCAACAAUCAACAUCUAUUCUGGACCAAGAGGACCUAGAACUGCAUCAUAUUAAAAAGGAAGUGGAAGAACUGUGGAUCUGUGAGAAACAAAAACACCAAGUUCUGGAGGUUAAUUCCUGCAUGUACGCAGACGAGGACGUGAAACCUCGGUUCUCCGAUUUCUGUCAGCCGCAGAGUGAGGAGAACAGGGAGGCUGAGUGUCUUGCCAACAGCCCAGUUGAACAAAUCAAAAUAGAAGAUGAUAAAGAGCACUGGGGAGGAUCAGAAACAUUUUUGAGGUUAGGUGAAGACAGUUGUUUCCAUCAACAUAAUGAUGCCGUUAUUUCACACGCUACUGCAUCUGAAAGUGAUGUCAGUGAUGUUGAUUGUAAAGAAAUCAAGGGCCCUAAAUCAAGUUUAAACUCCCAAAAAAAUGAGAUGCUCCCUGUUUGUGAUUACAGAUGUAAUGCUGGAAUGAAAGCAUUGAGCUGCGAGUGUGAUCAGAGGAUUGUUCGAAAGAGUACUCUGCCCACGGAGGAACACCUGCACCCUACUUUCUGGUUGGGAUAUGACAGACCACCGGAAAAGAGACGCAGAGUGCUAAAGAGGACCGGCAGCAGUGUCUCCACAACAACAGAUGAACAAGAUGAGAUGAAUCAGGGUGAGAAGCUGUGUGCAGCAGCUAAGUCAACUCGUGAUGCCCAAACACAGUGGUCAGACCCAGCAAUGGAUGAUCACCGAUAUUCAAAAGAGCCCCUCAUCACGUGUGAAAGGCAUCUACUACCACCAGAACUGUCACACCCUGUAGCUGACAGUAUAGUAGAGAGUGAUGCAGACUCCCUUCUGUAUACAGAGAUUCCACUCACAGAAUUUCAAACACUUGUGGCCUGCCUACAACCAUUUUCUCCAGCUUCACCAUCAAUGCCAGUUGUGGACCAAAUUCUGAUGACUUUGAUGAAACUAAGACAAAACUUUGUCAUGGCUGAUUUAGCACGCCGAUUCAAGGUAUCACAAGGUCUGGUCAGCAAGACAGUGGGGAUGUGGGUCGACAUUAUGUGUGAACACAUGAAGGAUUUCACUGUGUGGUUGCCUCGUGAAACAAUCAAAGCAACAUUGCCAAAAGCUUUUAAAGACCACUUUGCUAAUACAACCUGUGUAAUUGACUGCACAGAGACAGUUUUACAAAAAACAAAAAACCUGGAUUCAUACAGUCACUAUUAUGCAAAUAACACUGUUAAGUAUUUAGUAUCUGUUUCUCCCUCUGGAAUGAUCAUGUUUAUUUCUGACGCUUAUGGUGGAAAAUGCAGUGAUAGGUACAUAACACAGAACUCUGGUUUUCUGGACUACUUACGUGCUGGAGAUGAGGUGAUGGGUGACCGUGGGUUCACGGUGAAGGACUUGCUGGAGGAGCAUAGGGUGAACCUCAUCAUUCCAGCAUUCACACUCAAAGGGUGCCAGCUGACAAACGGGGUCACACGUACAUGCCUCAUUGCUCAUGCUCGCAUUCACGUUAAGCGGGCAAUAAGGCGUCUUAAGCUCUACAAGAUUCUCUCACAAACCGUGCCAAUCAACUUGGUCCCUAAUAUUGAUAUGAUUCUCAAGAUUUGUGCAGGUUUAGUGAAUUUAAGAGCUGAGCUAAUUUCAAGAAAACAGAAGACAUUUAAUGUUAUGCACAUACCUACACAUAUGUUGAUACAUUCAGAGAUAUGUACGUAUUAAAUAUUACUGAACGUU
Thalassophryne amazonica is the source of this 1959-nucleotide messenger RNA. Its product is annotated as gastrula zinc finger protein XlCGF57.1-like. The transcript has 4 exons. Gene Ontology annotation, molecular function: DNA-binding transcription factor activity, RNA polymerase II-specific; RNA polymerase II cis-regulatory region sequence-specific DNA binding. Gene Ontology annotation, cellular component: nucleus. The record is from RefSeq and is a predicted model, not a curated record. The coding region runs from base 16 to 1944 and encodes 642 amino acids. Gene Ontology annotation, biological process: regulation of transcription by RNA polymerase II. Lineage: Eukaryota; Metazoa; Chordata; Actinopteri; Batrachoidiformes; Batrachoididae.